Messenger RNA from Colletotrichum destructivum, 471 nucleotides. RefSeq lists its product as uncharacterized. NCBI's taxonomy places the organism in Eukaryota, Fungi, Ascomycota, Sordariomycetes, Glomerellales, Glomerellaceae. The transcript has a single exon. The coding region runs from base 85 to 279 and encodes 64 amino acids. The record is from RefSeq and is a predicted model, not a curated record.
CCUGAGCCGGUAGCCUGGGCGGACGUCGUGGCAGAGCCUGAGCCAACAGCGGAGGGUGCGACCGAGCCUCAGCCGGAAGCUUGUAUGGAAUCCAUACCAGGGCUCGAGCCCGAACCCGAACCAGCGGCGGAGAUAGAAGAAGAUGGGUGGCCAUGGCCUAAGAAGGCCAAGAAGAAGGGGAAGAAAGGGAAGAAGGUUGAAAGCCAGGAGAUUUUUUGCUUCUGGAAGGAAACGCAUCUUGUAGAUGGCGGAUGGGAGGAUUGUUCCAGCUGUCGGUAGUACGUUCGCAGAUUCGUGUCAUCCUAUCAUCAGUCGAAAGCAAAUAGUUGAUUGGGGAUAUAAGGCAGCGGUUUUCACGGAACACAGACUAGAGAACCAGCUUCUGGACACUGAAACCUUUUCUGAGAUAGUAAUUGGUGCGUGUGAUAUCCCUAUCUGACACAUCUAUUUGACACUCUAUCUAAAAUAUCU